AUGACUCUGGAAGGCCCAUGUUGGGCAAGGAGAGGAUCUGGAGCCUUCCUUACAGCCUGUGGUCCUCCAGCUCGGAUUCUGCUGGCCUUGGUGGUUCUACUGUGCAUGGAAAAUGGCCAAGGCCACUGGGAUGAGACCCUGGAAUCUGCAAGUCCAGGUCAUGUGAGAAGACGAGGCAGGCCUGCCAUCGUUUUGCAGGGGCCUAAUGUAUGUGGUUCCCGCUUUCAUGCCUACUGCUGCCCUGGCUGGAGGACUCUGCCUGGCAGGAAUCAGUGUAUUGUGCCUGUCUGCAGGCACACCUGCGGCAAUGGCUUCUGCUUCCAGCCCAACCUGUGUACCUGUAUGGACGGGACCCUGGCCCCCAACUGUGGAGUAAAUAGAGCAUCACUGGGGUGUAGCAUGAGCUGCAUGAAUGGGGGCAGCUGCCACGGGGGAUCCUGUCUAUGCCAGAAAGGCUACACAGGCGCUGUGUGUGGACAGCCUGUCUGUGUCCACGGCUGCCAUAAUGGAGGACGUUGCAUCGGGCCAAACCUCUGUGCAUGUGUAUAUGGAUUCAUGGGGCCUCAGUGUGAGAGAGACUUCCAGAUGGGGCCCUGCUUCCCCCAAGUGAGACCUGAGGGGUGCCAGCGCCAGCUGACAGGUCUCAUGUGUACUAAAGCCCUCUGCUGUGCCACUGUGGGCCAUGCCUGGGGACUUCCCUGCCAGCUCUGUCCGGCACAGCCACACCCCUGCCGCCGAGGCUUUAUCCUAAAUGUUCACACAGGAGCCUGCCAAGAUGUGGAUGAGUGCCAAGUCAUCUCAGGCCUGUGCCUGGGUGGCAGCUGUCUCAAUACAGUGGGCUCCUUCGAGUGCCACUGUCCUACUGGACACCAGCUCAAUAUCAGAGGCACCGAAUGUGAAGAUCGCCGGGUGGGCACCUGCUUCUCAGUGCUUAUCGGGGGUCAGUGUGCUGCAGACCUCACUGGCCACUAUACUUACGGACAGUGCUGCUGUGACAAGGGCAGGUGCUGGGCACCUGGUCCAUCACCAAAGCUGUGUCCCCCACGAGGUUCUGGUGAAUUCCUGAGACUGUGUGCCCAAGGGCUCCCACUGCUGCCUGCCUAUGCAGACCUCUUCCCUGGACUCUCAGAAGUUGGAUCCAACAACCUGGGGCCUGCCCUGAGGCCAGCACAACACAACGCCCAUGGUUCCCGUGGGCAUGGAGUCCCCACACUGAUCUCUGGCAACUCCAACAACGGUAUCCCUGUUGGCUCCACUGCAAACACAGCCACUCUGAAACAGAUCAUGGACAUCUGUCACCACUUCACCAUCUUGUGCCUCAGUGGUUGCUGCCCUCCCACCCCUUCCAGCUAUCACCGUGAAUGCAACUUGGGCUAUACCUAUGAUUUACAUGGAGAAUGGAUCAGCAAGCAAGUGUGCCAACAGUGCCAUGGUAACUGUGCUAACACUCCUGGUUCCCACUACUGCCAUUUCUAUGAAGGUUUCUAGGCCAUACUAACCAAGGAGGUGUAUGUGGAUGUGGAUGAGUGUAUCAUCCAUGGUGACCUUUGCUACCUAGGCUGCCAUAUCAACAGAGAGGGCAGCUUUCAGUGUGUGUGCCGUGCAGGUUUCAGGCUCAGCCCUGAUGGGAGGAGUUGCAGGGCGUGCCGAAGUGUGACAAGGAUAGGACCCAGUGAUCAACCGUUCCUCUGUGCAGAUGUGAGGUUGGGGCUGUGUUUCCUGCAUUGGCGUGAGGAAGACUGUGGAAUUCCCCUGCCUGUCAAGUACCAGAUGGAUGUCUGUUGCUGCUCCAUCGGGACCUCAUGGGGAGCUGAGUGCAAAGUUUGCCCGGAGCCCAGCUCCCCAGAAUUCUCCAGCCUGUGUCCCCAAGGGCUGGGCUUUGCCAGCCAGGACUUCCUGUCUGGCCGACCCUUCUAUAAAGAUGUGAAUGAGUGCAAGGUGUUCCCUGGCCUGUGCACACAUGGCACCUGCCGCAAUUCCAUGGGCAGCUUCCACUGCUUCUGUGACAAAGGCUUUACCCUGGAUGCCCAAGAGAGGAACUGUACAGACAUCGAUGAAUGUCGGAUCUCCCCUGACCUCUGCGGCCAGGGUACCUGCAUCAACACCCCAGGCAGCUUCGAGUGUGAUUGUUUUCCUGGUUUCACUACUGGCUCUUUACUGAUGAAGAACUGCGUGGAUGUAGAUGAAUGUGCCAGGGACCCGCUGCUCUGCCAGGGAGGUACAUGCAUCAACACAGAAGGGAGCUAUGAGUGUCACUGUCCCUCUGGACGUGAGCUGAAGGCCCAAGGCACUGCCUGUGAAGACAUCGAUGAAUGCACCAUGAGUGAGAACCUCUGUCCCCAUGGCCAGUGCAUCAAUGUCAUUGGUGCUUUCCGUUGUUCCUGCCACACCGGCUUCCAGAGCACUCCUGAUGGCCAGGGCUGCGUGGACAUCAGUGAAUACCAAGUCCAGAACAGUGACUAUGAAGUGCAGUACAUGAACACAGAGGGAAGCUUCCAGUGCAGCUGUUGGCAGGAUGCCCAAUAGGAGGGCAUGCACAGCACAGUGGAUGUGGAUGAAUGUGAAGACAACCUAGGCAUCUGUGGAGAAGGCCAGUGUACCAACAUGCCAGGAUCUUACCAUUGCAUUUGUUAUGACGGCUUCUCAGCCUCACCAGACAUGAAGAUUUGUGUAGAUUUGAAUGAGUGCGACAUGAAUCCCUACCUCUGUCUCCACGGGAACUGUGAGAACACAAAAGGAUCCUUUACCUGUCACUGCAAUCUAGGCUAUAUUAUCAGGGAGGGAGCUAUAGGCUGCUCUGAUGUGGACGAAUGUGAAUUUAGGAGACACAGUUGUGACAGGCAUGCCUCCUGUCUCAACAUCCCUGGGAGUUUCAGCUGUAGGUGCCACCCAGGCUGGGCUGGGGACGGCUUCAAAUGCCACGACCUGGAUGAAUGUGCCAUCCAACAGCAUCGUUGUGACCCAAAUGCCAACUGCCUCAAUACCGUGGGCUCUUACCACUGCACCUGCCAACCAGGAUUUGUUGGAGAUGGCUUAUUCUGUGAAGACAAGGAUGAAUGCAUGGAGAACGUGGGCCUCUGCGAGAAUGGACAGUGCCUCAAUGUACCUGGCAGGUACCACUGUGAAUGUGAUAUGGGCUUCAACCUUACCAAGAACCAGCUGGCCUGCUGGGAUGUGGACGAGUGUGCUCUUGGGAACUUGUGCGUGUUUGGGAAUUGUGAAAACCUGCCUGGAAUGUUCAGAUGCAGCUGUGAUGAUGGCUAUGAGCUGGACCAAAGUGGAAGUAACUGCACAGAUGUUGAUGAGUGUGAAAAUCCUGCGAACUGCAUCAAUGGCCUGUGUGUUAACACCCCUGGCAGCUACCUCUGCAACUGCCCCCAGGACUUUCAGCUUAACCCCAGUAGAGUGGGCUGUGUUGACACCCUGGCCGGGAUAUGUUUCUUGGAAGUGCAGGACCAAGGUGACAGUGGCAUUUCCUGUAGUGCAGAGAUUGGAGCUGGUGUCAGCAGAGCGUCUUGUUGUUGUUCCCUGGGCCAAGCCUGGGGCCGUCCCUGCAAGCCGUGUCCGAUUGGCAACACCUCAGAGUAUAGGACCCUGUGCCCCGGUGGUAAGGGUUUCCGGCCCAAUCCCAUCACUGUGAUUCUGGAAGACAUCAAUGAAUGCCAGGAGCUACCCAGACUAUGCCAGGGAGGCAACUGUACCAACACCUUUGGUACCUUCCAGUGUGAGUGCCCUCUUGGAUACAGCCUCAGUGAAGAUACCUGCACCUGUGAGGAUAUGGAUGAGUGCUCCAUACACCCAGACAUCUGUGGCCCUGGCACAUGCUACAACAACUUAGGAAAUUACACCUGUGUCCGCCCUGCAGAGUGCCUGCAGGUCAGCGGUGACAGCAACUGUAUGGACAUGAAGAAGAGUGUGUGUUUCCGGCAAUCUAAUGGUACAUGUGGGAACAAACUGACCUUCAGUGUGACCCAGAAGAUGUGUUGCUGCUUCCACAACAUGGGGCAGGUCUAGAAUAGACCCUGUGAAGCCUGUCCACCCCUGCCAGCUGUGACUGAGUACCAGCUCCUCUGUGGGAAGCAAGUGCCAGGGUUCAUUGCUGACAUCCACACAGGGAAGCCUGGGCUGUCUCUUAUGCCUUACCCUCUCCCCAUUCCAGCCAUAUGUGCCCACAGUGUCUGCACCAACCAGAUUGGAAGCUUCCAUUAAUGCCCCAUUGGCUUCAACUACAGUAGAAACUUUCUGGCCUGUAAAGAUGCGGAUGAGUGUGCCCAUGGAAAGGGACUCUGCCAGAGGAGCGCAGACUGCAUCAAUGUCCCUGGAAGUUAUGAAUGCAGUGUGCCGGGGAUUCGAGCUGUUCCCAGUAGGACCUGUGUAGGAUUGAAUGAGUGUUUGGACAUCCCAAAUGUCUGUAGCCAUGGUGACUGUGUGGACAUUGGGGACGGCUAUAUGUGUCUCUGUCACCAUGGCUUCCAAGCCUCACCUGACCAAACCAUGUGCCUAGACCUUGAUGAGUGUGACUGGAAGCCAUGUGGAAAUGGGACCUGCAGGAAUAGUGUCGGCUCCUAUAAGUGCUUGUGUUUCCCCGGCUUUGUGGUGACACGUAACAGUGACUGUGCAGACAUUGACGAGUGUACCACCCUGGUGGGGCAAGUGUGUCAGCUUGGCCAGUGCCUCAACACAGCCGGUUCCUUCCACUGCCUCUGCCAAGACGGCUUUGAGCUCACAGCUGACAGGAAGGACUGCAUGGAUAUCAACGAAUGUCUGAGCCUCCCAGGGACCUGCCUGCCAGGCACCUGUCAGAACUCGGAAGGCUCCUUCCAGUGCACCUGCCCCCUUGGCUUCCAGGUGCAGAGUGGCCACUGUAUUGAUACUGAUGAAUGCUUGGAGGAGCCCAGCCUCUGCUUUUUUGGCACCUGUACCAACAGUCCUGGGACCUUCCAGUGCCUCUGCCCUCCUGGCUUCACCCUCUCUGACAGGGGACACUAUUGUUUUGACACUCGCCAGAGUUUUUGCUUCACCCAGUUUGAGGCCGGAAAGUGUUCAGUGCCCAAAGCUUUCAACACCACGAAGACCCAGUGCUGCUGCAACAAGAACCCCGCCGAGGGGUGGGGGGACCCCUGUGAGCUGUGCCCUCAGAGUGACAGUGUUACUUUUCGGGAGCUCUGUCCCUUUGGCCAUGGGGCUGACCCAGGCCCAGAUGACUCCAGAAAAGAUGUGGAUGAGUGUGCAGAGAAUCCUGGCAUCUGCACUGGUGGCCUCUGUGUCAACACUGAUGGCUCCUUCCAUUGCGAGUGUCCCCUCGGCUACAGCCUGGACUUCAGCAGCAUCACCUGCGUUGACACAGAUGAAUGCUCUAUUGGGGACCCCUGUGGGGAAGGCAUGUGCACCAACGUCUUUGGAGGUUUCAAGUGCACAUGUACUGAUGGCUUUGAGCCCGGCCCCACGAUGACCUGUGAAGACAUUGACGAGUGCACCCUGAAUCCACUGCUCUGUGCUUUCCGCUGCCACAACACUGAGGGCUCCUACCUAUGCACCUGCCCAGCUGGCUACGCACUGAGGAAGGAUGGUGUCAUGUGCCAAGAUGUGGACGAGUGUGCAGAUGGGUCUCAGGAUUGCCACACCCGAGGCAUGCUGUGCAAAAACCUCAUUGGCACUUACAUCUGCAUCUGCCCACCUGGCAUGCAACCCCAGCCCUCUGGGGAGGACUGCACAGAUGAGGACGAAUGCCAGGCCCAGUCCAGCCUCUGUGCCCAUGGCCGCUGCAUCAACACAGUGGGAAGCUUCCAGUGUGAUUGUGAUGAGGGCUUCCAUCCCAGCUCCACCCUCACUGAGUGCCAUGAUAUCCGGCGGGGGCUCUGCUUCUCUGAGGUGCUACAGGCCGUGUGCCAGAGUUGGUCAAGCAGUGGUGAGGCUGUGCCCAGAGCCGUGUGCUGCUGCGGGGGCGGCCGGGGCUGGGGCCCCCAUUGUGAGCUCUGUCCCUUGCCUGGCACCUCCGCCCACAGGAAGCUCUGCCCCCACGGCAAGGGUUAUAGCACCGAGGGCCAAGAUGUGGAUGAAUGUCACAUGUUUGCCGACCUGUGCCCCCAUGGCGAGUGCAUCAAUAGCAUUGGUUCCUUCCACUGUGACUGCCAAGCUGGGUAUACACCAGAUGCCACUGCCACUGCCUGCAUGGACGUGGACGAGUGCAGCCAGAACCCCAGGCCAUGUUCCUUCCUCUGCAAAAACACAGAGGGCACCUUUCUGUGCACCUGCCCCCGUGGCUACCUGUUGGAGGAAGAUCUCAGGACCUGCAAAGACCUGGAUGAGUGCACCUCCAGGCAACACAACUGCCAGUUCAUCUGUGUCAACACCGUGGGCGCCUUCGCCUGCCGCUGUCCUCCUGGCUUCACACAACACCAGCAGGCUUGUUUCGAUAAUGAUGAGUGCUUGGCCCAACCUGGCCUAUGCGGUACCCAUGGACACUGCCAAAAUACCCCAGGCAGCUUCUACUGUGAGUGUGAUAGAGGCUUCAUCCUGGACAGCUCUGGCCACAGCUGUGAAGAUGUAAAUGAAUGUGACAGGCCCCACCGCUGCCAGUUUGGCUGUCAAAAUGAGCUGGGGGGCUACCGUUGCAGCUGUCCCCAAGGCUUCACCCAGCAUUCCCAGUGGGCCCAGUGUGUGGAUGAAAAUGAGUGUGCCUUAUCACCUACAGCUUGUGGUAGUGCCUCUUGCUACAAUACGCUUGGCAGUUUCCACUGUGUCUGCCCCUCUGGUUUCAAUUUCAACCAGGACCUUGGAGGCUGCCAGGAUGUGGAUGAGUGUGCAGAGCAAGGCAACCCUUGCAGCUAUGGUUGUGCCAACACACAUGGUGGCUUCUUGUGUGGCUGUCCCCAAGGCUACUUCCGGGCUGGACAAGGACACUGCAUCUCCAGCCCUGGGUUCAGCUCUGGAUCUCAGGCCACCCCAGAUGAGGAAGAAUCACUCUCACCUGAAGCCUGCUAUGAAUGCAAGAUCAAUGGCCUCUCCUCUCAGGACCGACCAAGACGCAGCAUCCAAGGAGGUCAUCAGGUGAGCCUGGCCACCCUUGACACGGAAGUCCCCUUGACCUUGAGCCUGUACAUCUCACACCUUGGCCAAGUCAAGCAUAUCUUAGAAUUUCGACCAGCUCUUGAGAGUCUGGGAGGCCAGAUCCGUUAUGUUAUUGCCAGAGGCAACAACCAAGGUUUCUUCUGCAUGAAUCACCUGGAUGGUUUCAGCUCCCUGCACCUGGGCCAUAGGAGACCAAGACGCGGGAAAUACCAGCUGGAGGUGGUGAGUGUAGCAGGAGCUCAGGGCCAACCAGGGCCAGCAAAACAAGCCUUGCGGCUAACAGUCCAAUUACAGCUACUCUAGCAGAGAAGCUUCAGUGCACCUACAGUUCCAUGACAUCUGAAAGUGGAGAUUCUGGAACUGCCUAGAACUGAUCUCGGGGGCAAAAGCUGACCAAGUUGAACCUCAAAACUCAGGAAGAGUGGACCAUUACACUAUGACCUCAGAUGAACCCAGCCUAUGCAAGCCCACCAAGUGAUCCCAUCUGAGGUGGGGCAAUACCUCAAUCUCUCCUGGACUCAGCUAGAAGUCACAACACUCAGCCCUCCACCCCAUAAGCAGGGUCAGCAGGAGGGACCCCUGGUGUUCACUGCGCUUUGUCAUCCUCAAGCUUAAACUUCAAGACUGCACUAUGAUUCACCAAGGGUGUUGGUGGGACAUGGGAACAAGUGACUAGGGUGGGUGUGGGGGUCAUCCCUCAGAAUCAAAAUGGGAAGCCUUUUCCCCCACAUCUUGACUACUAGAUUCAUUCCCCAGAGCCUGGGCUAGGGUUCUAAAGAUCCUUUUCUAUUGAAA
This is a messenger RNA of Peromyscus eremicus (cactus mouse), 7866 nucleotides long. RefSeq names its product fibrillin 3 (gene Fbn3). The record is from RefSeq and is a predicted model, not a curated record. NCBI's taxonomy places the organism in Eukaryota, Metazoa, Chordata, Mammalia, Rodentia, Cricetidae. Gene Ontology annotation, molecular function: calcium ion binding.